AUGGUGGCCGCCUGCUGCCAGGCGGCGGUGGCCGAUGCGCUGCUGGACGUGACCGACCUGGUGGAGGAGACGCGCCGCGAGGGCCGCGGCGCGCACCUGCCGCCCGACACGGACCGGCUGCUCGACACGUGCCGUCACUUCGCCGCCGAGCAGGAGCUCAGUCGCGAGCAGCGGCUGCGCGCCGUGUCCGAGCGCGGCAAGCGCAGCCGCAAGCACUUCGGCGCGCUGCUGUGUCUGGAGGCCAACGUCGAGUGGGUGUCGGUGGACGGCCUCUGGAGGCUGCUGGAGGCCGUUAUGAAGUCGGCUGACGGACCGGCCGAGCUCCGCGAUAGGACAAUCAAGGUGCUGCUGGACUGCCUGCUCACGGAGCCGGCCUGCGAGGAGCGCCGCCGCCUGUUGGAGCACGUGCUGACGUCGGCGCCCGACCUCCGCACCACCACCUGGGAGCAGGAGCUGCGCACGGUGUCUGCACAGCUGGUGGGCGCGGCCGACGACUCGGUCAGCGAGGCGGCCGAGAGCAGCGGCAAGGCGGCCAUGGUGACGGCUCUGUUGGCGCCGCUCGGCCACAGCGACGGCGACCUGGUCGGCCUGGCUGCCCGCUGUCACCCGGUGACAGAGCAGUACGUGGAGCGGUACCUACUGGGCCGGCUGCCCGGCGCCGCCGAGCCGGCCGGUCUGCUCGGCUGCCUCACCGACCCAGCCGCCGCGCCCUGGCGGCCCGACGACCAUACCCUGCUCAAGGCCACGCUCGCAUCGUACCUGCCGUACCUGUGCGCCGACGAGUGGCGACUGCUGCACGCCGGCCUGCUGCAGUACAACAGCGGCUCGGUGCCGUACGCGCCGGCGGCGGCGGCCGCGGCCGCAGCCGAGCAGCGGCCCCUGGCGCGCACCGUCUGGUACUACGGCGACCUGGUGACGCUGUGGACGGCGCCGGCGGAGGACGCCCCACCCGAGGAGUCACUCCGCCUACCGGCCGACCGGCUGGCCGCCUGUCUGCGCGCCGUCGCCGUCCAGGUCAAGCGCUCCCUGGAGUCCUGCACCGGUGAGGAGCGGUACGCUGAUGACCUGUCGGCCGUGUUCCUGCCGCUGACGCACCUGAUGACCCUGGUGUCGGACCAGACCGCCCGCGAGCCGCUGGAGCUGCUGGCGCUCUUCGUCACGGCCGAGUUCAUCAAACAAAUGACGAGUCGGAUGGAGGCGGAGGCCAAGCCGGCUAGCGGGCCGGCCUCGGCCACCAUGGACUGGCAGCUGCAGCAGAUGGACGCGUCGGCCGGCGUGCUGUCCCAGUUCGUGGUGGGCUGCUUCAACAUCCCCAACGACUCGCCCAUCAAGAAGCGCGUGCUGCAGCACAUCAGCGGCUCGGUGCUGCGUGACCUGGCGGAGCAGGCGGUCGCCGGCUAGGGCACCUCCGGCUCCGCGCAUCGCCCCGGCUAGGCCGGGCUCGAAGGCUCAGAUCGAGAACUGGGGUAGAAGAUCUGAGGGUGCGGAGGAUGGAGCAGGCCGGUGGGCAGUGCCAAUAGGGUGAUAUUUUGAGGAGGCUUCGGAGUGCUGGGUCGCUGUCGUGGUUUCUCACGCGACGUCAGUUUUGCGUGAGGAAAUUGUGCGCAGUUGAGAGGUGUGAAAAUCGCUGUUUGUGACCUGGACGUAUUUCUCAGAUCACUUGUUGGCCUCCUGUUCAGCAGCGGCUGAUGUCUUGCCAAGUCGUUGCUUCCAUAUCAGUAUUUGUUCGCGCCGCCACUCGUAUUGAAGGUAUGUAACAAAUACAAACGUCGAAUACGUCACUAACCUGUA
Molecule: messenger RNA, 1791 nt
Organism: Pollicipes pollicipes
Lineage: Eukaryota; Metazoa; Arthropoda; Thecostraca; Pollicipedomorpha; Pollicipedidae
Exons: 9
Coding region: 1-1401 (466 amino acids)
Source: RefSeq, a predicted model, not a curated record